Messenger RNA from Thamnophis sirtalis, 1007 nucleotides. Lineage: Eukaryota; Metazoa; Chordata; Lepidosauria; Squamata; Natricidae. The record is from RefSeq and is a predicted model, not a curated record.
GGUAGCCGGCAGCCAGCAGAAUUAGCCUGCAAUAUUGGCUGUGCCACCACAGGUCAUCCCCUCUGUCCAGUAUGUCUAUAAAGACCCUGACUAUCUUUGUUUUUCCCACAGCUAACAGCGGGAACAGAGAGUCCAGCAGAAGUGACCCUGACCGCCAAGGCCACAAGGUCUGCCAGUGGCAACUAUUUGAUCAUUGAAAAUCGCAAAAGUUAUGGCUUGAAUAUUGGAGACACCCACACAAUUGACUUGACACCCGUUGGAUCAAUUGCCUUCACCCGCAUCUAUUACAUGGUUUUGAGCAAAGGGGACAUCAUCUCUGUAAGCAGCAUUCCGCGUGGCUCUCACUUAGCAGCCUCUAUUCACAUCACACCCAAUCUGAUGCCAACGUUUCGUGUCGUGGCCUUUUACCGCCUUGGGGAUGAAAUUGUCUCUAACUCCAUAUGGUUGGAGGUGGUCGCCCGCUGCGAGGGGAAGCUGGAGAUUCGCUCCUCGUCCAACGUAGACCGUCUAAAGCCACAGUCCCGCGUGUCACUCACCCUAAACACGGAUGACAAAUCCUUCGUCUCUCUCUCUGCCACGGAUGCUGCCGUUUACGCUCUCAACGGGAAGAAUCGACUCUCACAAGGCAAGGUUUUUGAGGCCAUGAAAAGUUAUGAUCUCGGCUGCACUGCUGGCGGUGGGGAGGAUUCCCUGGGUGUCUUCGCCGAUGCUGGUCUCUCAAUUCGUGCCGGCGAGCAGCGCAGCCCCCUCCGGAAGGCACAUGGAUGUGAAGAAAACGCUUCCCGGAAAAAGCGUUCCCUGUCAUUUCAACAGGAGAUAGACAAGAAAGGUAAGUGCUGGGAGAUGAGGUUCUCGAUUGUGAUUCUAGGAACAUGGUUGCUCCAAUUUAAGCAAAGAACUUUACUGGGGAGAGCCAGAAUUAAUAAUAGACCGGGGAGGACCCAGAUCAGGAUGGAGCCCAUUAAGUGGUUUGUAUGAAUGUGUGUUGUUGCUGGGGGGGUGGGGUG